UAAAGUAGGAGGUGGCCGAGGUAAGAGAUUCAACAUGGCGAAGCAUCACCCUGAUCUCAUUAUGUGUAGGAAACAGCCAGGAGUAGCUAUUGGCAGGCUCUGUGAAAAAUGUGAUGGGAAGUGUGUCAUAUGCGAUUCUUAUGUACGCCCAUGUACACUAGUUCGUAUUUGUGAUGAAUGUAAUUAUGGCUCUUAUCAAGGACGGUGUACCAUAUGUGGAGGCCCAGGGGUGUCUGAUGCAUACUAUUGUAAGGAAUGUACAAUACAGGAGAAAGAUCGGGAUGGAUGUCCAAAGAUUGUAAACUUGGGAAGUUCAAAGACUGAUCUGUUCUAUGAAAGAAAGAAAUAUGGAUUUAAGAAGAGAUAAGAACAGUUGUAAUGUUAAUUUUAAAAUUUAAAAAAAGAUUAUUAUUAUUGGUUUGGGAAGUGGAGGAUAGAGAUAGCUGAUAACUUGUAGUGUAAAAAAAAACUACAAAAGACCAUUAUUUUAGUGUUGUGUGUGGCUCUUCUUAGUGUUCAAUCUUACCCAUUGAAUAAUCUAAUGAAAUGAGA
Molecule: messenger RNA, 552 nt
Organism: Amphimedon queenslandica
Lineage: Eukaryota; Metazoa; Porifera; Demospongiae; Haplosclerida; Niphatidae
Product: PHD finger-like domain-containing protein 5A
Exons: 4
Coding region: 35-367 (110 amino acids)
Biological process (GO): mRNA splicing, via spliceosome
Source: RefSeq, a predicted model, not a curated record